Cuscuta campestris is the source of this 1472-nucleotide messenger RNA. The record is from the annotation of a GenBank genome assembly. NCBI's taxonomy places the organism in Eukaryota, Viridiplantae, Streptophyta, Magnoliopsida, Solanales, Convolvulaceae.
UCAUCAUUAAGAAUAAGAAGAAGAGUAAAGAGUUAAUAGAGAGAAGAAAUCAGAAAUAUAUUAUAUCUAUUCUUAUAAUCUUUGAGUAGUUUUUCUCUCAUUUUAUAACACGUUAUCAGCACGAAUUUGCUCAAAAUCCCAGAAUCCUUGUUCUUCUCAGAAGGUAUAUUUAUUUUAUUUUCUUCAUGAACAAAUUAAAAUAUUUUCUUAAAAACUAUGAGAAGUAUGCUCUGUGAUUGCCCAAAGUUGGGAUCCUUCACAUCAGAAACUUAUACUUAUAAAAUUAAAAUUAGAUAAUUAAAAGGAAGAAGUUUUCUCAUAAUAAAAAAAAAUCAUUUUUUUAUAAACUAAAACAAAGAGUAGAUUUAAUACGGAGUAUUUAAGAUUGAAAAAAAAAAUUAUAUUUUUUUUUUAAAAAAUAAAGACUACUCUUGAAAAAAAAAUAUUAAAAUCAAGAUAUGAUGAACUUACCUUCCUGCUACUCUUGAAUCCUUCUUGUACACAUCUUUGAUAGAAAUAGAUAAUCUCACUUUAUAAUAUUAUUUUUAUUCUUUUUCUUGUUAUAAGUAUUUUUUUUUCGGGAUUUUAGAGAAUGAACCCAAUAUUAGAAAGAUGCAUCUAUACGCUAGAUAGAGUAUGUGAGACUGUGAGAGGAGAGAGUAAAAAGAUUUGAUGCUCUAUUACAUAUUUGAAACAGAUUUAUUCCAUGGCCAACAUCACCAAAAGAGAAUUCGACAUUCUUGAUUUAUCCGGUCAAAGGUACCUGGAAUGGAGGGUUAAUGCACUUGCUCACCUCAAGGCUAAUGGCCUCGAAAAUACAAUUGCUGAUAACAAUACAUCAUCAUCUCAGCAAAAGGCAAAAGCCAUAAUUUUCCUUCGCCACCAUCUUCAUGAAACCCUACAAAUUUUGGCCAUCCUGAUCGUGGUUCAGCACCAGAAUCAAAUGUUAUCCAAGGUGGUGCUCGCAGACACUUUAAACGUGGACGCAGAAAUAACCGCAACAAAGGGCCGAACAGGGGCUAUAAAAAUCCAAAUGGAUCAUCCUCCAAAGAAAAGAGAAAAUUCAAACCACCACAGGCUAAAACUUAUGAAAAGCCAAAACCAAGUGGUGAAUGCUACAAAUGUGGCAUAAAAGGACACUGGGCGAAUGAAUGUCGAACGGCAAAACAUUUGGUUAAAUUAUACCAGGCUUCCACAAAAGGAAAAAGGAAAAAUGUGGAACCUAAUUACGCUGAUGAUAUCAAUCCAAUUUUGCCUAAAUUUGACGUGUCCGAUUUCUACAUAGAUGAUGCUGAAAUUGGUGAUGAAGUGACCUUUGGUGGAACUACUACUAUUUAAACAUUUUCAUUUACUCUGUUAUGGUGUGUUUACUUUUUAAAUAAAUGUUGGAAAUUUGUAUUUUAUUUUCAUGUGUGCUUGUAUUAUUAUGUCUCUUCUAAAAAAAAUAAUGAUAAUAAAAUGUAUGGUAUUUG